AUGACCCAGCGAUCCUCCGUCACCAUCAAGUCAGGGGGCACCCGGAAUUUCAGCGCUUCCUCCGCCAACCUCCUCCCGGGCUGCAGGACCAGCUUUAGCUCCGUCUCUGUGUCCCAGGGCGGGAAGUGUUUUGGGGGCAACCUCGGUGGUGGCUUUGGGACCAGGAGCCUCCAUGCCCUGGGGGCUGGUAAGAGAAUCUCCGUCGGAGGAGGUUACCGGUCCGGCCGGGCCAUCUGUGGGGGCGCUGGCUAUGGGCUGGGUCUCGGGGGCAUUGGGUACAGAGUCGGGGGAGCCUGCAGUAGCUAUGGAUAUGGAGGUGGGAUGGCAUCCGGGGCUGGGGGCAUCCAGGAGGUCACAGUCAACCAGAGUCUGCUGACACCCCUCCACCUGGAGAUCGACCCCUCUCUGCAGCGGGUACGGAAGGAAGAGAAGGAGCAGAUCAAGACGCUCAACAACAAGUUCGCCUCCUUCAUCGACAAGGUGCGGUUCCUGGAGCAGCAGAACAAGGUCCUAGAGACCAAAUGGAGCCUCCUUCAGGACCAGAAAACCACCAGGAUCAACAUCGAGCCCAUGUUUGAAGCCUACAUCAACAACCUGAGGCGUCAGCUGGAAGGUCUGGGUGGGGAGCGGACCAGGCUGGAGACAGAGCUGAAGAGCAUGCAGGAUGUGGUGGAGGACUUCAAGAACAAGUACGAAGAAGAAAUCAAUAGGCGCACAGCUGCAGAGAACGAGUUUGUGGUGCUCAAGAAGGACGUGGACGCUGCCUACAUGAACAAGGUGGAGCUGGAGGCCAAGGUGGACGCGCUGACCGACGAGAUCAACUUCCUGAGAGCUUUCUACGAGGCGGAGCUGGCUCAGCUGCAGGCCCAGAUCUCUGAGACGUCCGUGGUGCUGUCCAUGGACAACAACCGCUGCCUGGACUUGGACAGCAUUAUCUCUGAGGUCAAGGCCCAAUACGAGGACAUCGCCAACCGCAGUCGGGCUGAGGCCGAGUCCUGGUACCAGACCAAGUACGAAGAGCUGCAGCGGUCCGCGGGCCAGCACGGGGACGACCUCCGCACCACCAAGAUGGAGAUCUCCGAGCUGAACCGCGUGAUCCAGAGGCUGCGCUCCGAGAUUGACAACCUCAAGAAGCAGUGUGCUGCACUCCAGGCCGCCAUUGCGGACGCAGAACAGCGUGGGGAGCUGGCCCUCAAGGACGCCAAGCACAAGCUGGCCGAGCUGGAGGAGGCCCUGCAGAAGGCCAAGCAGGACAUGGCCCGGAUGGUACGCGAGUACCAGGAGCUGAUGAACGUGAAGCUGGCCCUGGACAUCGAGAUCGCCACCUACCGCAAGCUGCUGGAGGGCGAGGAGUGCCGACUCACCGGCGAGGGCGUCGGACCUGUGAACAUCUCCAUGGUCUCCUCCUCUUCCGGGGGCACAGGCUACAGUGGGGGCGGAGGCCUCUGCGUGGGCAGCGGCGGCUAUAGCGGCGGGCUGUGCUAUGGCGGGGGCACCAGUGGCUUCAGUUCCACCAGCAGCCGUGGCACGGGCGGCGGCAGCAGCUCCAGCAUGCGCAUCAUCACCAAGACCUCGUCCACCAAGAAGAGUUACAGGAGCUAA
Messenger RNA from Echinops telfairi (small Madagascar hedgehog), 1602 nucleotides. RefSeq names its product keratin, type II cytoskeletal 5-like. NCBI's taxonomy places the organism in Eukaryota, Metazoa, Chordata, Mammalia, Afrosoricida, Tenrecidae. The transcript is spliced from 9 exons. The coding region runs from base 1 to 1602 and encodes 533 amino acids. Gene Ontology annotation, cellular component: keratin filament. The record is from RefSeq and is a predicted model, not a curated record. Gene Ontology annotation, molecular function: structural constituent of skin epidermis. Gene Ontology annotation, biological process: keratinization; intermediate filament organization.